This is a messenger RNA of Capsaspora owczarzaki ATCC 30864, 7069 nucleotides long. RefSeq lists its product as hypothetical. Gene Ontology annotation, cellular component: integrator complex. The transcript has 2 exons. Gene Ontology annotation, biological process: U2 snRNA 3'-end processing. Lineage: Eukaryota; Filasterea; Ministeriida; Capsasporidae. The record is from RefSeq and is a predicted model, not a curated record. Bases 9 to 6917 code for a protein of 2302 amino acids.
AGAUCUUUAUGCAAGAUGCGCUUGGAGACCGGAUCUGGGUCGAGUCAGAACCCGCAAAAGCGUUUGUACAAAACAUUCUGACGGCGUUCGACAAUGCUGAAAAGACCUAUCCCGCCAUUGCGCCACGGCGAUCUGAUGGAAGCCAGCAGCAGCAGGCCCCAAUGGACGAUGGAAGUCUCGUCGAAGAUACAGCUGGUCGCGUGAUGCGCCGCUACCUGCCCAUCGAGCAGAACGAGUCGUUGCGUGUGAUGGUCGUGGCCAUGGUGCGCGAUCACUUGCUGCGAAUUGCAAACUCGUCCGCAGCGAACACUGGCACGCCGCUAUUGACUGCUGCGAGCCCAGUCAAGGACAUUGCUGCUGGCACUGUCUCUGCCAAUACUGGUGGCAAUGUCAUGUUGCAAUCGCGCGAGCGAGAAUCGCCCCGCAAUGCCAUCAAAGUGCUGCAGCUGCUGGCCGCGUCAGUACCAGAAGCGAGGGCGUUUGGCGCACACUGUGUCGAUGCGUGGCUCAAUCAUCCCACCCUGGCACGGUUUGCCCGGGAUCUCUUGACAAGUAUCGUGACGAACUGCACAACCAACCAAGAUCAGGUGGCCGCGCAGAGCAUCUUUUCCAUCAAGCCAACCUCGGCGAGCGUUUCGAAAAUGCUGAUUGAAACAUAUCGUCCACUGAUUGAGAAUCACUCCAAGUUUCCCAGCAUUGCCAUUCAGGUCGGCUUUCACUUUGAACUCCAGUACGCCAUCCAUUCCGAGGAAUUGUUGCGCUCGAUGGCCCCUGCCACGACAAUGUCGAGCGCCAUGCUAGAGAAGCAGCAGCUCAUUCAACUCCAAGCUUCCACUUCAUUGCAACUCGUCGGGACUGCGCUGCAAUGCAUGAAUCGAACCGGCGAGCGUAUUCUGGCCCCACUCAUGUACCAACGCCUUGCUGCCGCCUGUAAACUCGACGCUGGCAUUCACAAUGACGAGCUUCAUAAUCUCGCGGCAGUGGCGUCCUGGGAAGAGCUGCGCAGCGCCUUCCGGCUGCUCAUCCGCCGCUUGACCAAAUUACUCGCCGCAAACACUUUCAACGCGAUCGAGUUCAUGCGCGCAAUGCUUGUUGAAGUUACCGAGCGUCUCAGCGAGCGAAAUACCACAGAAGUGGACCUGUCCCCCGCCAGUGCAUCAGCAACUCGUCAGCGAAUCGUCUCUGCGGUCAUCGACUUGCUCGCGCUCAUCCAGUACACCGUUUCUCAGCCAGCCGCGGACGUGUUUUUGCAAAUGCCGUCGUGGAAUGCGACUGCGUUGUUGUUGGGCGCGGCAGGUAUGGGCACAUCGAAUGCCGCACAGGCAGUACUCGCGCUUCACGAGCACGGGCUCCCAACCCUCCACUGUGUUUCGGUGAUGCAGUCCGAGCUUGUUCGCUGGCUGUGCAGCACUACCACGCGCGUGGUGCAACUCCCGUCAACAUGGGUCAAACAAGAGGCAGGGUCUGCGGACGAAAAACCUCCCACACCCUUGAACAGCUUCUUGGCAAAUUGCGUCCAGCGCGCACUGUUACUCUUGCCAGUCGAGCAAUACAUACCAUCGACAACGGGACCCGCCUGCUUGCUGCAGCCGGCGCUCGUUCAGUCGCAACAAACGUCGUCUCAACUGCAACUGCAACCGCAAUCGCUGCUCCAGGACGACAAUAUUGAUCGCAAGUGCUUCCAACUGGUGGCGUCUGCCUCGUACGUUCACGAGGAGACACUCUUCUGGGUGGUUCGCCUCACCUCGAGUCCUGCCGAAGCAACACUAACGCAGUUUGAAGUGCUUGACAUUCUGGAAAAGCUGGUCACGCGUGGCGGCACGCUGCAGCAGCGCGUUCUGAGUCAGUACUUGCGCGCCCUGCCAGGCGUUCAGCAGCAGCACACAGCAUCGACUGCUAUUGCGACCGCGCCGGGGUUGGGCCUGUUGAUUGCGUCCAGUCAAGCAGCGGCUCUGGUGGAUCAAAUCCUGUUGCUCACCUUGCAUCCACUCCCGCGGGAGGCUCGGCUACCAGCGCAACUCCAGUCGGUUCGCUUUGCAAACACGGGCUCGUUUUGGCGUGCCAGUGUGCUCCUGGUCAUCAUGGCGUCGCUCAACAUGCCUACGUUUGGCCGAUUGGUCUGGAGCGAGCUUCCGACGCUGCGCUGCCUGAUGGAGAUGCUCUUGACCAAGUCGUUCCGUUUCCCAGCCGUGUCCUCUGCAGCGGCUGCAGGACCGGCGAGCAGCGCGGGCAUGCUUGCGGCUGAGCAAGGCAUCUUGACCACCGAGACCGCCGCCGUGCUGCAGCUGGAAGCGGCCUUGUUUGACGACACUCAUGUGCGCGCGGAAACGAGUCGACUCCUUCGACGCGUCAUGCUGUUUGACGUGCGAGGAGUGGCUCGCCAGCCUCCAGCGGACACUGUCCAAACGCUGGCGCAGCUGGGUGCCGAUUUGCAGGUCAGCUCGCUGCUGUGCCUGUGUCGCAGCCCAGACGUCAUUGUCGACGUCAUGGCACGAUCCUCCCCGGCACAGGUCCACGAAUGGCUUCGGCCAAUGCUGCAAAGCCACGAAGUUCAGCUCGUGAUGCUUCCGACCAAGUGUCUAUGUGAGCUGUUUGCCGCCGAGCCGAUGCCAUCCGUAGCGCAAGCGCGUCAGCAGCAGCAGCAGCAGCAGCAACAACCACAACAACCACACCCAGUCGCUCCAAAAUCUACUGCUCUGGCUUUCCAAGCCGCCGUCUCCGACCCGAAUGCGUGGCUAGACCCGUGGACGGGCUCGAGUGGCGAAGAUUCUGUCAGCCUCUUGACUCGGGCCGAGGUCGCUUCCCUGUCUUUCGACAGCAGUACCACGUUGCAAUCGAUGGCGACCGCCUUUUCGGCCAAUGGGUGGUAUCAUGCGCGAUUGCUGAGCCAUUUGCAGUCGUUGAUCUUGGACUCGGCUGGCGCAGCGUUCCAAAACACGAUGGAUAUUGUAGACUUUUUCCUCAAGCGCCUCAGCUCCGCCUCCGUCCAACAGCGACACUCUGCCCUUUGCGGCAUCGCGCUCCUGGUCCAAGGUGCCGCUGCCAUGCCGCGCUCACCGUCGGCUGCGGCAGUGCUGCCGACAACCGCCCUUGGUGGUGUCGCACAAGGGUUGCUCGAGCGUCUUCCUUCUCUGCCGCAAUUUGGCCUGCUUCGACCUCUGAUCUGGGAUGCAAUUCGAAAUGCACUUGGCGUGGAGAGCACCGUCGACGUGAUGUGUCAACUUCUCGCGUUUCUGAUUCGAUGGAUGGAGACUGGCGACUCGGCGCGAUUGGCACUGACGCUGUGCAGCGCAUUGAGCUCGCGACCCGCUCUCCUGGAGACCAUGCUGGCACGCUCACCAGAGACCGUGUCCAGCGUGCUUGGUCCAGUACUGCAGCAGUGCUUCGUACCCGACCUCCACGUGAAGUCGCUGCAGUCGCAGUCGCAGCCGCAUCCAAGCAGCCCAGCAUCUAUCCGAUCUGCGCUUGUGAAUGGCAUUGCCGUCCAGCGGCAUCCAUAUGCCGGCCAGGCGAUGUCUGCAUCGCUCGUGGCGUGGAGAACUUCAAACGAAGCCUGGGUGGUGAUGCCACUGGCGGUGGCGGAAGUUGGCAUUGCGAUGCUGGCUACGACAGACGCUUCCUCUCUUGCCGAUGCGACUCAGAAGGAGGUGAUGGAGAGGCUUGAAACCACAAUACUGGCCACCGACAACCGCCACCAACUCCACCCUAUCAACCUCGCGCUCACUCGGGAUGUUGGCUCUGACGACGACGACAACGACGACGCGUCGCCGCUGGGCGUACUGCUCCGCGGCAAGGCGGUCUGCACCAUUGUUCUGUCGAGCUCGAACGCGCGUCUCUUGGAUGUUCUUCUUGGUCGUGCAACUCUGGCAGACGCCCUCCGUCUGCUGGUCAUGCCGAACGUUUCUGCUAUGGCGGUUUCACGUCUCCUUGCAGUAUGCGAGGCCGCGUCUUCUGCGAGCCUGGAUCAUGCGCUAGAUGCGCUUGACGUUUCGAGAUUUUCUUCGUCUCAUGCGUUGCUUGACAACACCAGCAGCAGCAGCAACAACACUAACGGUGCAACCGACAUGGUCAUUGAUGAUGACGACAAACCAGCAGAACGCCCGUUGUCUGCUCAGAGCUUUGGGCACAGACACGCCCGCGAAGCCGCCAUUGAUGCGUUGUUCGCUGCUCUCGACUGUGUCGCUGCGCAAGGCGCGAAUGUGCCGCAUCCGCGCUUCGAAUCUUGGCUUUUAUCGCAUCAGCAACAAUCCUCGGCUCCCUCGAGCUCUAACAAAGCCACUCACGGCACAACGAUGGUUGUUGAUGCGCCUGAUAAUCUCAACGGCCUGGCAGCUGCCAGCUCGACUGCUGCCAACGAGGUUGUGGAUGAAGUCAUGACCGCAGUUGCUUCUCCUGGCGCAUUUGCGCUGCGUGGCAAAACGCGCACCACUGUCGACGAUGCUGUCUCCGGUCCAACGGUUGCCGAUCUGCUUCAGGCCGUGCAGCAAGCACGUUCUCGUCGCGACCACCCCAGCAAAGUGCGCAUACUUGACGUGGCAGUCAAAGUUGCAGCCGCGUGUCGGAGCCACCAGCGCCUGUUUUCGCCAGACGAGUUGCCAGCAUUGCUCAAUGGGAUGCCUGACAUUGUCUCGUCGCUGAGCGUUGACGCCAAGGCCACUGGCACGCUUGAGUCAAUCGUGUCGAGCGUCUUGUUGGCGUUUUUGAGCGUCGCCACUCCAGCGCAUCGAGCGACCGCCUUGUCGGAGGUGGCAACGCAGUUGUUGGCUAUUCUGCAGGCUGCCACCGCUGCAACACAAACAACCACGACUGCGGCCCGGAAAAUGACCGCCCUGGUCGCGUUCAGUGGCAUGGUGGCAGAGGUGCUGGGGCUCCUGGACGUGGACUUGCGGCGAGCUCAGUUGGCUCUCGUCGCGCCAGCGAGCGGGACUCUCGUGUCGAAAGCCAGGCAGCUCAUGCCUGCGGCCUUCAUUCAUGAAAUCACGACAAGCUCGCUUCACAACACGUCUUGGGAUGCCGUGCUGACGCUGACACAUCAGUUGCUUCGAAGCGCCGGUCGCCACGCGUGGCCUCCAGCCGCCAUCCUCGAGUAUGCCCUCGCGACCACCAGACACCCUCGCUUGUGGAAGUUUGGAACCGGCGCCGAACGAGGCGUGGCACACAUUUUCACCCAGACGAUUUUGUUCGACAGCGAUCAUGCUGUGGCACUUGCCCGACUGACUUGCGACGUGGCGGGUAGCUGUCUCUCGACGGCACACUCGACAAUGCGGCUCGCUGACGCACAUGCCUUUGCCAGUUCGCAUUUGCAACGCUACUUGCCGCUCAUCGCUUAUGCAGCGCGAGGUGCAGAUGGUGAGAUUGUGCUCCCGACGCUUUCUGCUGUUUUGAGCGCGUUGGAACGGAUCAGCUCCAACCGCCAGGGACGCGUGGCAGACCAUCAUGUGCUGGCGGCGCGCGCCCUGCUCGCUCUCUUGUAUUUCGCCCUGCCGCUAGAGUUUGUCCGCGCUCGAGGAGAUGCUCCUCUGGCCGCAACAAACGCGUUUGUCCUUGAGGUGAUUCGCACGUGUCCCGUUGGGCUGAUGCCGCAGACCAGCUCGCUCGACGGCCAACUGCACCGACUGUUGACUGCGCUGGUGCAUCCCCGGCUUUCCUUUUCGAAUCGCGCACGAAUGAUGCUUCAGCAGCAACAGUUCCAGCAAGUCCACUCGGAUUCGACUGCGUCGGAAGAUGCAGCGGACGGCCCUGCCGCGGAGGCAGAAGCAGCAGCAGGCAACUUUUUCGAGCAACCCCCGUCAUCAGCCCAGGCGGCCCUGGCAUUUGCAUCGUGCUGCACGUUUGCACGUCGAGUGCCACUAUUGAUGCAGCGUGCCAUUCAAGCAACGUUGAUUCCACAUCUGCGCGGCUUGUGCCAGGUGGGCAGUGUCGACGAUCUGCUGGCACGCCGUGGACCGAGGCUGCUCAGCCAUGCCCUGAGCCUGGUGACGCUUCUCAGUCCUCUCGGCGAUCAUUACACUGAUCUGGCUUUCCAGCGGGGUGCGUCGUCCGUCGCUGCUGCUCCCAUCGGAGUGCAAGUUUUGGACAUUGUGAUGAACUGUGCCAUGCUGAAUGCAGCAGUGGACUCGAUCGAGUCAAAGGACGCGUCCCUGCAGAGUGGGCCUGCUCGACUGAGUGGCCGUGGAGACGUUCGUCUGCUUGGCAUUGUUCGCACAUUGGCCGAAAGUUUGCAGGGCUGGAUGACUGACGGCGAAGCAAACCUCUGGUCGAGCGGGCUGAUGGAUCGGUAUUCUGCGCUUGUCAAUUUGAGCGAGGCGUUCUGCACGUGUCAAGAACUGGCAGCCGUGGUUCGCGCGUUGUCCCAGAUUCGGGAAGGCAGCGCCGAGACGGUUGUUGUAGCGGGCACGGCGUUGCAACAAGCGUUGGACUGCAUCUCAAGCGCAACUGCGGCGCUUCACGACGCCGGCCACAAUCAGUCCGUGCCCAUCUUGGAGCUCGGACCGGCAUUGCUUGAUGCGCUUGCGGCGAUCGACCAAAGCUCUGUCGACCACGCAACCUUGCUCGAGCCAAUCGUUCCCGAGUUACUUUCGCUUGUGACCCGAUCGUCCGAGCUUCUGGGUGGCGCCACCUCACACGAUCGAGACGUUGUCCUGACUCCUCGGCUGUUUGCUUGCCGUUUGCUACUGCGGUUUGUGCGCCACUCGCCCGCGUCCAUGACCAGCCAGAUGGUGACGCGCCAUUUCGCGCAACUCCUGGCAGGCGAGCGAGGCCCCAUUGUCGAUGACCUGAUUCAAGAUGUAGCUGCGAUUUCCGCCGAGUUUAUCGCCCUUGAUUCUGACUCGUCAGACCUCAUGCUCGCUCUGCUACACCACCCGUCGAGCAAUUCUCGAAGCAUUCAGCGUGCUUUUGGAUUGCUUGGAUUGUAGUCUGCUCGCGCUUCACCCCAAUUCGGCUUCACACUCUUGGAAUUCAAUCGUUGUCACCAAUGCUCUCAUUCAUUAUAGGAGGCAGCAGCUGGUUCUUGAGUUUUGCUUUCGUUGUGUACAAUUUGUGUACUUGUACUUUUUCUAGAUUUGAG